Molecule: messenger RNA, 1312 nt
Organism: Populus nigra (black poplar)
Lineage: Eukaryota; Viridiplantae; Streptophyta; Magnoliopsida; Malpighiales; Salicaceae
Product: glyoxylate/hydroxypyruvate reductase HPR3-like
Exons: 2
Coding region: 94-1128 (344 amino acids)
Cellular component (GO): cytosol
Molecular function (GO): glyoxylate reductase (NADPH) activity; hydroxypyruvate reductase [NAD(P)H] activity; NAD binding
Source: RefSeq, a predicted model, not a curated record
CUUAUCAUGAGAGAGAGAGAGAGAGAGAGAGAGAGAGAGAGUUGAAGGACACCAAAGCACGAAACUAGUGUUCAUUCCAAGAAACACAGCGACAUGGAGAGAAAUAACGCCAAUCCCCAAGAUUUGCCCAUGGUUGUAGAGGCAAAUCAAGAAGGGUUGCAGUCAAAUGAGGAUCUCCAUCCAGUCCUUGUGCUUCGUCUCCCAUCAUUCAACUUGCCACUGAAUGACAUCCUACGGCCUCACUUCCACCUCCUUGAUCCAGCUGAUUCACCUGAACCUGCUUGCUCCUUCCUGUCCAAUCAUGCACAAUCUGUUAGAGCUCUCAUCUGUGUGGGCUAUACUCCCGUCACCGCAGAAACUCUCAAUCUCCUUCCUUCAUUGGAGCUCAUAGUGGCGUCUAGUGCUGGCGUUGACCACAUUGAUAUACAGGAAUGUCGCCGUCGUGGAAUUAUUAUGACGAAUGCUAGUACAGCAUUCGCGGAAGAUGCUGCAGACUAUGCGGUGGCAUUGUUGAUUGAUGUUUGGCGUAGAAUAUCAGCUGCAGACCGAUUCCUUCAUGCCGGCUUGUGGCCUGUUAAGGGAGAUUAUCCACUAGCUUCCAAGUUAAGAGGAAAACGAGUUGGGAUAGUUGGACUUGGAAGUAUUGGAUUUGAAGUAUCAAAAAGACUGGAGGCGUUUGGUUGUGGCAUCGCUUACAAUUCGCGAAAGGAGAGGCCAUCUGUUCCAUUUCCUUACUAUGCUAAUGUCCUUGACCUUGCAGCACACAGUGAUGCUCUCGUUCUUUGUUGUUCACUGACAGAACAAACUCGCCAUAUAAUUAACAAGGAUGUGAUGACAGCAUUGGGAAAGAAAGGGGUGAUCAUUAACGUUGGACGUGGUGGUCUUAUUGAUGAAAAAGAAUUAGUGCAGUUUUUGUCGAGAGGAGACAUUGGUGGUGCAGGUCUUGAUGUGUUUGAGAAUGAGCCUGAUGUGCCUAGAGAGCUAUUUGAACUGGACAACGUAGUGUUGUCUCCACACAGAGCUGUUGCUACCCCAGAAUCAUUUGAAGCAGUAUUUCAGCUAAUUUUCACAAACUUGAAGGCAUUCUUUUCUAAUAAACCUUUGCAAUCAGUCUAUCAAAUUGAAUGAUAGGAUAUGCAGUUAUGUCCUGUAAUUGUUUCGCAUACUGACAUCUAUUAAGAUAAAACUGAACUAUUUAUCGUGUUUGUAAUGAUCUUGAAUCAUACAAAACCCCCGAAGCAUCUAUGUUCUUAAAUCUUAAUGCCGUUCUUGUAAAUGGCAUUAAUGAGGUUAGUGGUUGGUUUUAUCUUAA